GGCAUCAGUUCGUUUAAUACGUCUGCUCACAAAUUUCAAACAAACCUAUAAAUAUCUCUCUCUUCUAUCGUCCGUAGACUUCCCCGAGAAGUCCGUGCUUUGUUGCAACCUCCAUUAAACAAAGAGAGGAGAAGCAUCUUCCCCUCUCGCUCUCCUCCCUCCUUCACUCAAUUUGGAGCAGAGCUCGAGUCGUCGACGCCCAAUACAUGACGGCCUCCGGCGUCGCCCCGCCGGAGGCGCCGGCAAAGAUCAUCUUCGGCAAGUACGAAAUUGGCAGGCUCCUCGGCUACGGAGCCUUCGCCAAAGUCUAUUACGCCCGCCACAUCCUCCAGGGUCACAGUGUAGCGAUUAAGAUCAUCAGCAAGGCAAAGGUUAUCCGCGGCGGCCUCGUCGUUCACACCAAGCGCGAGAUCGUCGUUAUGCGCCGCCUCCACCACCCAAAUAUCGUUCGACUCCUCGAAGUCCUCGCCUCCCGCUCCAAUAUCUACUUCGUCAUGGAGUACGCCAAGGGAGGCGAGCUCUUCUCCCGCGUCGCCCGUGGUCACCUCUCCGAAGACCAAUCCCGAAAAUUCUUCCACCAGCUUAUCUUCGCUAUCGCCUUCUGCCACGCGCGCGGCGUCUUCCACCGUGAUCUCAAGCCUGAGAACCUCCUCCUCGAUGAUUCCGGUAAUCUCAAGGUCUCUGAUUUCGGCCUCUCCGCUGUGGCCGAACAGAUUCGCUCCGACGGCCUGUUUCACACGCUUUGCGGUACUCCGGCUUACGUUGCCCCUGAGAUUCUCUCCAGGAAGGGCUAUGAAGGGGCUAAGGUCGACAUUUGGUCCUGCGGGGUCAUCCUAUUCGUUCUCAGUGCUGGAUAUUUACCCUUCAAUGAUCCCAAUUUGAUGGCAUUGUACCGUAAAAUCUACCUCGGUGAGUACCGAUGCCCUAAAUGGAUUUCUCCCGAGCUCCGUCGGCUGCUUUCCAGGCUUCUUGAUACCAAUCCGGAGACAAGGAUAACCGUGGAGGGAAUUCUGAAUGACCCCUGGUUCAGAAGGGGGCUGGAAGAGGGAAACAUGUUUAGAUUGAUGAGAUUCCGGGAGGAUAUCGAAGAACGGAUUGCGAGGAUCGAGAGGGAAAACGAUGAGGACGACGACAGAGAUCUCAAUGCCUUCGAUAUAAUUUCCCUUUACUCCAGAUUUGACCUAUCCGGCUUCUUCAAUUCAACCGUUAAGGCGCGGAAGCGUUUCGUCUCGGCCGGGCCUGUCGAUGCGGUGCUUGUGAGGGUGGAGACGGUGGGAAGGGAAGAAGGGCUCGUGGUUCGCCGGCGGCUGAGGAGUUUGAAGGGGCGUGGCGCCGCCGCCGUGGAGGGUUGGAUGGGGAACCUCAUUGUUUGGGUGGACGUUUACCGUCUAUCGCCGGAGUUAGUGAUGGUGGAAGUAGAGAGAGGCGGCGGCUUGGAGGCAGCGCGGUGGAGCUUUGAGUUCUGGAGGGAAAAGCUUACCUUGGGUCUGAGAAGUUCGGUGAGCGAGCCGCCGACACCUGUCUGCGCGACGUCCGGUGAGUUGUCGAGCGGCCCGUCUACACCGGUUACCGGAGGGGCAAAAAGAAUAGGGUCGGCGAGCGAACCGGCGUCGCCGGUCUACGUUGAGGAGAAGGUGAUGUUGGAAGGCGAACCAGCGAUCAACGGCAAAUGAAUGAUAUUGUUCCCAUCUUAGUUCGACCGUUGGAAGGCGCGUGAUGGUAUCUACACAUGCAUGGAUCAGACUGGCUCAUAUCCUUGCAUUAUUCUUUAUAAGUGUAAAAUUUUAUUAUGCAUGUAUGUAUGCACACUCGAUGGUAAUGCAUUAAAUUUUUUUUUUUUGG
This is a messenger RNA of Dendrobium catenatum, 1842 nucleotides long. Its product is annotated as CBL-interacting serine/threonine-protein kinase 14. Gene Ontology annotation, molecular function: ATP binding; protein kinase activity. The transcript has a single exon. Gene Ontology annotation, biological process: signal transduction; protein phosphorylation. The record is from RefSeq and is a predicted model, not a curated record. Bases 207 to 1673 code for a protein of 488 amino acids. Lineage: Eukaryota; Viridiplantae; Streptophyta; Magnoliopsida; Asparagales; Orchidaceae.